Chaetomium globosum CBS 148.51 is the source of this 378-nucleotide messenger RNA. RefSeq lists its product as uncharacterized. Lineage: Eukaryota; Fungi; Ascomycota; Sordariomycetes; Sordariales; Chaetomiaceae. The transcript has a single exon. Gene Ontology annotation, molecular function: protein binding. The coding region runs from base 1 to 378 and encodes 125 amino acids. The record is from RefSeq and is a predicted model, not a curated record.
AUGACUGAGCAACACCAACCGCACUUCUAUGCGCGGCUCAAGGCGGCCGAGAACCGCGGUAUCGGCGGCGCCGCUCUAGGCAGCGGUGAAUCCGGGCCCUCGGUCGACGGCGAGGACGACAGGAGAAGACCGUGGAGCCUAGAAAAGACGAACAAGAGGCAGGACUGGUACAACCUCGACAUGAGCGGCCAGGGGCUGCGCGUGCUGGCGCCGCCCCUGUUCGCCUACGAGUUCUUGCAAGAACUCUAUAUCGCGUCCAACCGACUCACCUAUCUCCCCGCCGAGAUUGGCCGCUUGCGUCAUCUGCGGCACCUGGACGCGUCGAACAAUCUCAUUCCUCGGAGCUGCCUCCUGAGAUCGGCAUGUGCACCAACCUGA